CGCGCGAAGCCCGGAAGGCGGCGGCCGAGACCCAGGCGGCGGACCGGAGCGGCGGGAGCGGGGCCCGGGUCGGCCCUCGAGCGGCCGCCGGCUCAGCAUGCGCGCCCGCCGGGGGCUGCUGCGGCUGCCGCGCCGCUCGCUGCUCGCCGCGCUCUUCUUCUUCUCGCUGUCGUCCUCGCUGCUCUACUUCGUCUAUGUGGCGCCCGGCAUAGUAAAUACCUACCUCUUCAUGGUGCAGGCUCAAGGGAUCCUGCUUCGGGACAAUGUGAGGACCAUUGGUGCCCAGGUGUAUGAGCAGGUGGUCCGCAGCGCCUAUGCCAAGAGGAACAGCAGCCUGAAUGAUUCAGAUUAUCCUCUGGACUUGAACCACAGUGAAGCCUUUCCUCCAACCACGACGUUUCUUCCUGAAGAUUUCACCUAUUUUGCCAACCACCCUUGCCCGGAGAGGCUCCCUUCCAUGAAGGGCCCAAUAGACAUAAACAUGAGUGAGAUCAGAAUGGACGAUAUUCACGAGCUUUUCUCCAGAGAUCCAGCCAUCAAGCUUGGAGGCCACUGGAAGCCUUCGGACUGUGUGCCUCGGUGGAAGGUGGCCAUCCUUAUCCCCUUCCGGAACCGCCAUGAGCACCUCCCAGUCCUCCUGCGACACCUGCUCCCCAUGCUUCAGCGCCAGCGCCUGCAGUUCGCCUUCUAUGUGGUCGAGCAAGUUGGUACCCAGCCCUUUAACCGAGCCAUGCUUUUCAACGUUGGGUUUCAAGAAGCUAUGAAGGACUUGGACUGGGACUGCCUGAUCUUUCAUGAUGUAGAUCACAUACCUGAGAGCGACCGAAACUACUAUGGCUGCGGACAGAUGCCCAGGCACUUUGCUACCAAACUGGACAAGUACAUGUACUUGCUUCCCUACACAGAGUUUUUUGGUGGAGUAAGCGGCCUGACUGUAGAACAGUUUCGGAAAAUCAAUGGCUUUCCUAAUGCAUUCUGGGGCUGGGGCGGAGAAGAUGACGACUUGUGGAACAGAGUACAAAAUGCAGGCUAUUCUGUGAGCCGGCCGGAAGGGGACACAGGGAAAUACAAGUCCAUUCCUCACCACCAUCGAGGGGAGGUCCAAUUUCUUGGAAGGUAUGCUCUGCUGAGGAAGUCAAAGGAGCGGCAAGGGCUGGAUGGCCUCAACAACCUGAACUACUGUGCAAAUAUCACAUAUGACGCCUUGUAUAAAAACAUAACUGUCAACUUGACACCCGAGCUGGCUCAGGUGACUGAGUACUGAGAUGCGGGGAGGAGCCGCAUUCGCCUACCCACCGCCCCCUUGGAAGGGCUGUGACGCGCCAUCCUGGGGGUCAACACAGGAGGAGAACAGAAAGAGAGUGGAGCGCAGGACCAUAGGGUUCCAGAAAACUGUCACAGAGCACACGCACAAAGGCCUUCGCUGUAGGGCCCAACGGGGACAGGAGGCUUGGGGACACCUGUCAUCAGCACUGGCUUCUAUUCUACAAGACAGAUGUCUGCCCUGCUGCUCUCUUCCGUCCCAACCCAGGUCCUGUCUCAGCUGCAACCUCUAGAAUUCCAGGGCCAAGCUAGGUGCCCCUUGGAUAAAUGGAUGGCCGAGCCCAGAGGCCACCAUGGCUUGAAGCAGAUGGACCGCCACACGGUUCUCUGCAUCUCUGGUGUUCUCUUUGGUUUUCAUUUAGUUUAGUUCAGGUUUUUUUUUUUGGAGGGGGGGGUAUUGAGGGUAGAGGGGAGGGACCUGGGGUGAUAGACACAUAACAGUCACUUCUUGAAGAAGUGUAAUUGUAAAUAAGCCAUGUAAAAUGCCUUUUUAAAGUUUAAUUUUAUAGCUGGCUCCACUUCAAAGUGAGGGCUUCAUAUAUUAGAUCACCUUGGGUGAAAAACAUGACUCAGUUCCCACGCAAUUGAGUGUCAUCUCCCAAAUCCCUGUCAGCUGGGAAGGAAGUGGAUGCAGGGCAUAACAAAGAACCUCCUGUCACUACGGCCCCACAUCCUUUCUCCUCCUCCCUCUAUAGGGUUUUCAACAGCGGAGGAGCCGGAACCAGAACCGCUGUUAGGGUACAGUUCUCUCCUCUUGCAGACCCCUCAGAGCUGGGAUGUGUGGGGCUGGAAGAGGCAGGGCUCAGGCUUGCCACUCCAGAGUGGCAGGGACUGGGGAACAGAAGGUUUGAGGCCAGUGUGAGCUACACAGCAAGCCCCAGGCCAGCCUGUGCUGUGUAGCGUGCUACAACUCUCUGGACUUUUUUUGUACUUCAGUGUCUCACACACAGAGUGGCUGCUGGGUGACUUGCCCCUUUUUUCUUUGGAACUUGGCCACAGUUUCUCAGAGCUGUGCCCGUAUGACCAGAUGGCUUCUGUGAUUUCUGUUUCCCUUUUUGGUUUCUGGGAAGAAGCAGUUGAUUGGGAAAGGCUCAGCCAGGGAGCAAGUGGCACUGGGGUUUGUCAGCCGGGGUCCAGGAGACAUCUCACCAGAGCUUUGACAGGAAGCCCAGCAGAUUGCCCCUGCUUCCUGUCUGCCCCUGCAGCAGCCCUCUGUCCCUAAUGCAGGGAUCUGUGUGUGGUGAGGAGUGCUUUCUUCCGGCCUCCAACUUCUGCUUUUGCCUUCAGCGCCCUCGAUGUUCAUGGUUUACAUGGGUGGGUGUGGGUGUGUAGAUAUGUGGGGUUGGGGUUUUGCAUCACACAGUUGGUUCUGAGGACAGAUGAUCCCCACAGACUGUGGGAGUGAUUGGCCAGGCCUUGUGUUGUUUUUUUUUUUUUCCUCGUUUUUGUUCUUUUUGUAGAAUAGAGUGGUAUCUAGGGAACAGAUGGCAUUGCAGAGUGCUUCCCGCUCGUAUGAGAGAGCAGGUCCCUGCCCUUGAGAGCGCUGGUGAGCCACGGCAUCUGUUUGCACUGGGCAAGGAGCUGCAUGGCUGCAUUGACUUGCCUUUGUCUUACGGUACACACAGCAAUAAAGAUUGUGUCUGUCCUGGUCUCCACCUUCUGCCCUUCUCUUGUCAGUUUUACAGUGCUGGGAGUGAAACCCAUGGCUUCAGCUAGGCAAGUGCUCUGUCACUGAGCUGUGGGCCCAGCCCUUGCUCCCUCAUUCUGUUUCCACACCGAAGGCCAGGAGCUGCUUUCAUGGUAGAGCCAUGGCGUCCUUUGGAGGGCUUCCAGGGAGGGUGAUGGUGCAUGUGGCAUGUGUUCUGCUCGAAGCUCUGCGUUUUCACACUUGCCACAGGGUAACUGUUUUGAGCCAAAGGCUGAUACUUGAUUUAAGAAAGAAAAUGCCGAUUUGGGGACAAAAGAAAAGGUCUUUUUAUGCUCAAAGUAGGGUCGCUUAUAUUCUUUUGCAAUCAUGUCCAAGUUUGUUUUUAGUGUGGACCAUUAGUGGGCACUGUCAAUCAUUGUCCACCAAGUCACACACUGAGUGGGAAGCGUCACAGUCAAACCAUACCACCAGGCCACACGAGGUCUGGGAAUGCGCAAAGAAAUGACAGUGAGAAGCGAGUGUGACCUUGGUGCAUUUUGGCAGCUGAAAUUUUCAAUGCUACAGACAGUGACCCUUAAACCGACCUGCCCUUGGCUGCCGUGUGUGUGGAAGGUCCCUCUUCAUACAGGGUUUCUUUGGGCGAAGGGACAUUUGUAAAACUUUCAUUUUUGCUAAAACAGGGACUCUUGUCAGCACUUCCCCUUCUCAGAGGACAGGAGAGGCGCAGCGGCGCAUGUGCUGACUGUGCCCACGCCACUGACAAGGCAUUGAACGCAGCCAGCUUACUCCAUCACUACUUUCGUUUGUUUUGAGCUUGCUCUUUGUUUUAAAAGGUGCCAGGGGUACAUUUUUGCACUGAAAUCUAAAGAUGUUUUAAAAAAAAAAACACUUUUCACAGAAAUAGUCCUUUGUCAUUACAUUAUUCAUUCAUGUGUUUGUACAUUUUUGUAUGUUAAUUUAUGAAUGAUUUUUUCAGUAAAAAAAAAUACAUAUUCAAUA
Psammomys obesus (fat sand rat) is the source of this 3970-nucleotide messenger RNA. It is a transcript of the gene B4galt5, whose product is annotated as beta-1,4-galactosyltransferase 5. The coding region runs from base 98 to 1264 and encodes 388 amino acids. Lineage: Eukaryota; Metazoa; Chordata; Mammalia; Rodentia; Muridae. Gene Ontology annotation, molecular function: UDP-galactose:glucosylceramide beta-1,4-galactosyltransferase activity. The record is from RefSeq and is a predicted model, not a curated record. Gene Ontology annotation, biological process: glycoprotein biosynthetic process; carbohydrate metabolic process. The transcript has 9 exons.